Molecule: messenger RNA, 1371 nt
Organism: Closterium sp. NIES-65
Lineage: Eukaryota; Viridiplantae; Streptophyta; Zygnematophyceae; Desmidiales; Closteriaceae
Source: the annotation of a GenBank genome assembly
AUGGAGAGCAGCAGGGGUUGGGCAGCAAUACAGGCGGAGGAAGCACAUGGAGAGCAGCAGGGGGGGGCAGCAAGGCGGGCAGAGGAAGCACAUGGGGAGCAGCAGGGGGGGCAGCAGGGCGGGCGGGCACAUGGAGAGCAGCAGGGCUGGCGGAGGAAGCACAUGGAGAGCAGCAGGGGGGGCCAGCAGGGCGGGACAUCAACCAUCUUCUCUGCAUUACCUCCUUUCUGUGCAUCGUCACACCUCCCCUUCCUGUUUCACCAAUGCCCAUCUUCCUUCUGCCGCCCCCUCCCUUAUCGCCUCCCAUCUUCCUCCCUUGUCGCCUCCUAUCUUCCUCUGUGCCCCUCUCCCCCUCGUCCCCUACCGGCAGGCCACAGCACCACGGCGCACCUGCUGACGUGGACGUUCUAUCUUCUGGCGAAGCAUCCCGACUGGCACGAGCGGCUGCGAGCAGAGCUCAAGCAGGCGCUAACUCAGCAGGGGGCACAGGCCACGUCAGCAGUCCCCACCGCCAGCACGGAAGAAGGAGCACCAGACAAGGCAGGGUCAGAGGCAGGUGGAGGAAACCACGAAGGGAGAAGCCAAGGGGGGUCUGGAGGGGAGGGAUUGGGGGAGGGACAGGAGGGAGGACAGGAGGAAGGAGACAGGUACACACUUUCAGGGUCAAAUGCACACAUGUGGGGUUGGGGAGGGGUCAAAUGUACGGGAAAGUGGUGUAGAGAGAGGGCACUGAGGGGCAUGGGCAUGGUGCUGCAAGAGAGCCUGCGCAUGUUCCCCCCCCCCCCCCGUCCCCUUCCUGGGCUGCACGUGCUAGCAGGUAGUAAGGCUGGGCCCGUACGACGACCGCAGGGUGUGAACGUGCUGAUACCAGUUGCUCUCUUGCACUAUGACCCGCGCUACUGGGGCCCUCAAGCCCUCCACUUCAACCCCGACCGCUUCUCUAGUCAGUCUAUUUCCGUGCCCUCAUCACUUCAACCUCUAUCGCUUCGCGAGCCAGUCUCGUUUGUUGCCCGUGCCUUGUCUUCCUCCUUCCGCAUCCGUUUUGUUGUUUCUCCCCACUUGUUUCUUCGCAACUCUUGUCUGCAUGCCUAUGCCCUUUUCUCCUCUUGUUUCCCCUUCCCUGUUCUUUCCCGUGAUAUUCCUCUUCCACAUAACUUCAAAGUAGUAUCUAGAGAGGGAGAGAGGGAGAGAGAGAGAGAGAGAGAGAGAGAGAGAGAGAGAGAGAGAGAGAGAGAGAGAGAGAGAGAGAGAGAGAAAGAGAGAGCCUGCCGAGAUGGUUUCAGAGAGAAAGCAGAGAGGGAUGUUUCCGAAAGGGAUGGAGUCUGGAGAGCUAAUGAGAGAAUCACGAGACCCCCUGCAUGGGGUGGCUGA